Daucus carota subsp. sativus is the source of this 3471-nucleotide messenger RNA. Its product is annotated as ISWI chromatin-remodeling complex ATPase CHR11-like. Lineage: Eukaryota; Viridiplantae; Streptophyta; Magnoliopsida; Apiales; Apiaceae. Gene Ontology annotation, molecular function: ATP-dependent chromatin remodeler activity; histone binding; ATP hydrolysis activity. The transcript has 25 exons. Gene Ontology annotation, biological process: regulation of transcription by RNA polymerase II; nucleosome organization. Gene Ontology annotation, cellular component: nucleus; chromatin. The record is from RefSeq and is a predicted model, not a curated record. Bases 72 to 3203 code for a protein of 1043 amino acids.
CCCCAUUCUAAUUAGAUUUACUAUUUCACAUUUUCACUCACUCUCAUCCCCUUUUCAAAUCCCUUGAUUUUAUGGCCAAACUCUCCGACCACUCCUCCGACGAUUCUCCGGCCGAAUCGUCGGAGCAAGAGCAGCUCCCAGUCAACGAGGAGGAAGACGAGGAGGAGCUUGAAGCUGUCGCCAGAACUGUUGCCACCGACGACGACGACUUCGCAGAUGAACAGGACGACGUUCAAGAUAACGAGGAAGAUGAUGCGGGGGCUACUGGUGAAAUUAGCAAGCGAGAGAAAGCUAGGUUGAGAGAAAUGCAGAGGUUGAAGAAACAAAAGAUAGAAGAAAUAUUGGCUGACCAGAAUGCUGCUAUUGAUGCCGACAUGAAUAACAAGGGAAAGGGACGUCUCAAGUACCUGUUGCAGCAAACGGAGAUAUUUGCUCACUUUGCAAAAGGAGACCAAUCUUCUUCGCAGAAGGCAAAGGGAAAAGGUCGACAUGCAUCUAAACUUACAGAAAAGGAAGAAGAUGAGGAAUAUCUGAAAGAGGAGGAAGACGAACUUGCUGGAGGCGGCGGCACAAGGCUACUAGUGCAGCCCUCAUGUAUUCAGGGGAAGAUGAGGGACUACCAACUUGCGGGGCUAAAUUGGCUUAUUCGUCUAUAUGAGAAUGGUAUUAAUGGAAUCCUUGCUGAUGAAAUGGGUCUUGGUAAGACAUUGCAAACCAUCUCCUUGCUUGGUUAUUUGCACGAAUUUAGAGGAAUUACUGGUCCGCACAUGGUUGUUGCUCCAAAAUCUACUCUUGGAAAUUGGAUGAAUGAAAUAAAGAGGUUUUGCCCUACAUUACGUGCGGUCAAAUUUCUUGGAAAUCCUGAUGAACGGCGUUACAUACGUGAAGAAUUGUUAGUUGCUGGGAAGUUUGAUGUUUGUGUUACCAGUUUUGAGAUGGCGAUCAAAGAAAAAACUGUAUUACGCCGUUUCAGUUGGCGCUAUAUUAUAAUCGAUGAAGCUCACCGGAUCAAGAAUGAGAAUUCACUACUUUCAAAAACCAUGAGACUGUUUCAUACUAAUUAUCGCCUCCUCAUCACUGGGACUCCUCUUCAGAACAAUCUUCAUGAACUCUGGUCACUCCUGAACUUUCUACUUCCGGAGAUUUUUAGUUCAGCAGAAACUUUUGAUGAAUGGUUUGCAAUCUCUGGGGAAAAUGACCAGGAAGAGGUUGUUCAACAGCUUCACAAGGUCCUCCGACCAUUCCUUCUGAGAAGGUUGAAGUCAGAUGUUGAGAAGGGCUUGCCUCCAAAGAAGGAGACAAUACUCAAGGUUGGUAUGUCCCAGAUGCAGAAGCAGUAUUAUAAGGCUUUAUUACAGAAGGAUCUCGAGGUUGUAAAUGCUGGUGGAGAGCGAAAGCGCCUUCUGAAUAUAGCUAUGCAGCUACGUAAAUGUUGUAACCAUCCAUAUCUUUUCCAAGGUGCAGAACCUGGUCCACCGUAUACAACAGGAGAUCAUCUUAUAACGAGUGCUGGGAAAAUGGUUUUGCUAGACAAGUUGCUCCCAAAACUUAAAGAACGCGAUUCACGGGUUCUAAUAUUUUCUCAGAUGACAAGACUGCUUGAUAUCCUGGAAGACUAUCUGAUGUAUCGAGGAUAUCUGUACUGUCGGAUUGAUGGUAAUACUGGUGGUGACGAUCGUGAUGCUUCUAUUGAUGCCUUCAACAAGCCAGGGAGCGAGAAAUUCGUUUUCUUAUUGUCAACAAGAGCUGGAGGACUUGGAAUUAAUCUGGCAACUGCAGAUAUUGUCAUAUUGUACGACAGUGAUUGGAAUCCUCAAGUUGAUUUGCAGGCUCAGGAUCGUGCCCACAGGAUUGGGCAGAAAAAAGAAGUUCAAGUUUUUCGUUUCUGCACUGAGUAUACCAUUGAGGAGAAGGUUAUUGAAAGAGCCUAUAAGAAACUUGCACUUGAUGCAUUGGUAAUCCAACAAGGACGAUUAGCUGAGCAAAAAACUGUUAACAAAGAUGAGCUAUUGCAAAUGGUUAGGUUUGGUGCGGAGAUGGUUUUUAGUUCUAAAGAUAGCACUAUUACAGAUGAGGAUAUAGACAGGAUCAUCGCUAAAGGGGAAGAGGCAACUGCUGAACUUGAUGCCAAAAUGAAGAAGUUUACUGAGGAUGCCAUUAAAUUUAAAAUGGAUGAUACUGCAGACCUCUAUGAUUUUGAUGAUGAUAAGGAUGAAAACAAGGUUGAUUUCAAGAAAAUUGCCAGUGAUAAUUGGAUUGAACCUCCAAGAAGAGAGCGGAAGCGCAAUUACUCAGAAGCAGAGUAUUUUAAGCAAACAAUGCGCCAAAGUGGUCCAGCAAGACCAAAAGAGCCUCGAAUUCCUCGCAUGCCACAGUUGCAUGACUUUCAGUUCUUUAAUACACAGAGGCUUACUGAGUUGUAUGAAAAAGAAGUUCGCUUUCUUAUGCAAGUUAAUCAGAAGAAUCAAUCAAAAGAUACAAUUGAAGCGGAUGAGCCUGAAGAGAUGGGAGACCCUUUGACCGCUGAGGAACAGGAAGAGAAGGAGCAGUUGUUGGAAGAGGGCUUUUCAACAUGGAGCAGAAAAGACUACAAUACUUUUCUUAGGGCAUGUGAGAAAUAUGGCCGUAAUGAUGUAAAAGGUAUUGCGUCUGAAAUGGAAGGAAAAUCAGAGGAAGAAGUCGAAAGAUAUUCCAAAGUUUUUCAAGAGAGAUACAAAGAGUUAAAUGAUUAUGACAAAGUCAUCAAGAAUAUUGAAAGAGGAGAGGCAAGGAUAUCCCGUAAGGAUGAGAUAAUGAAAGCAAUAGGGAAGAAGCUGGACCGUUAUAAGAAUCCUUGGUUGGAACUAAAAAUACAGUACGGUCAAAACAAGGGGAAAUUGUAUAAUGAAGAGUGUGAUCGUUUUAUGAUCUGCAUGAUUCACAGACUUGGUUAUGGGAACUGGGAUGAGCUGAAAGCAGCAUUUCGUACUUCUCCGUUAUUUCGCUUUGAUUGGUUUGUUAAGUCUCGCACUACUCAGGAGCUUGCAAGACGAUGUGACACACUCAUUCGGUUGGUGGAGAGAGAAAACCAAGAAUUUGACGAGCGGGAAAGACAGGCUCGCAAAGAGAAGAAACUUGCCAAGAACACAGCACCGUCAAAGCGUACUUUGACAAAGCAGGCCGAAAGCCCCCCUCCCACUAAUAAGAAGAAAAGAAGCAGCUAAUGAUGGAUGAUAACUCUGAGGAAAUGAGAGCCACAAAGCGAGCAGCGAGGAUAGUGUGUUAUAGUAAUAUAGAAUAACUGACAUUUCUAGUAGCCAACCAGUUAAGUUGUGUCAAGCUUCAGCAACUAAGGAACCAAAUCUGUUAUUUUGUUCAGAACCGGUGCAAAGAUGAUUACUUCCGGUAUAAAUAUCUUUACAUGCUUCUGUUAUGUAACAGAACAAUUCAUACUGCUUGGUAUGUGAAAUGCAUGACUUGUACUUAAUGAUC